Staurois parvus is the source of this 585-nucleotide messenger RNA. The record is from the annotation of a GenBank genome assembly. Lineage: Eukaryota; Metazoa; Chordata; Amphibia; Anura; Ranidae.
AAUGUCGUUAUGGAUCCAAAUGUGGUUUUUGUUACUCCAGACAAAUUUGUUCUGAAAGAAGCAUCACGAGAGAUAGUUACAAUAUCCUACAAUGCAAGAAAUCAAGAGCCGUAUUAUCAGUUGAACAAAUUAUGUACAGUGUGUUUUUUCUAUGGUGAUGAGGUAUCCCGACAGCAGUUUCGCAGGGCAGUACUGUUCAAGCCAGAGAUGGCCCAAAAAGUCAUUGCAGAGUUUUCAAAGUUAAAAAAUACAAGAUUUGAUGAAGAGUUCCCAGGUGAACAGCUAGUCUGUGAAGUCUAUGAUUUGCCUCAAAGACCAAAUGACAUCCAGCUUUUCUAUGGAAAUAUGCACAAAAUUGUACUAUCAGUUGUUGGAUGCACAGAUAUUAACUUAGCCAGGACAUCUGUUCAACCAUCUCUAGGCACUGGCUUGGGCAGAGCUGCUGAAAAUACACAAAGAAGCAUUAGUAACACAUCAUUGGAUGAUCUGCCUGUGAAAGGCCCUCAGGGAUCUCAUUUGUCAAAUGUUGACAUACCUUUAAGAAAUGGCAACAGAUCUGAAAAUACUUUGAUUGUGCAACCAGAG